AUGGUAAGUGAACCUAAUAUUUCAGAACUUAAAAGCACAAUCGACAGGGGGCAUGAUGUGGUUACCAGAUUAACUUUUGGAAAUUUCUUAAUGCGAAAUACUUAUAAUGAUUCGAUUAAAACCAUUCAAGAUAUUCAUGCUGAUAUUUAUAAAUUAUUAUUAGCAGAAAGCUCCAUGUAUUUUGAGAAUGUUGGUGACUCUAAUCUAAAUGAUGACAUUCAAUUCAAAGACCAAAUGUCGUCUGUAUUUGACGAUGUGUGGUUUAAAAUUCAAAAACCUUUAUUUGUUUGGUUCCAAACUUGGAAACUAUCUUUACCCAAGGAAAAAAGGCGUGGUUUGAAGGUUGCAGUUGAACGCAGGAAGUUAUUGUACAGGUUAAAACGUAUAUUUAAAAUUAUGCAUAGAUUUUAUUAUACCAUUAUCGAGAAAUUAUUGAGUAGACUUAACUUAAGUAAGAUCAUUCCAAAUCAAAUAAUUCAAGAACUUAACAUUAAAGUGUCUAAUAGGAUAGAUCCUCCCAUUAAUCCGCUAGAAUUUGGGGAGACAGUAUCUAUAGUACUGACGGAAACGAUAUAUCAGUGCAUAUUCUAUCUUGGUAAGAUCCAUUAUUGGCAAGUACUAUUAGAAAUUAGAGAGAUAAUUCUUUCUAUUGGGAAAUUUAGUAAAUCGAGACGUUAUUUAGCAAUGGCAAGUUCGUUAUUACCGUCAUAUGGGAAGACAUAUUCACAAAUGUCAUUGUUGUAUUUAAAAUCAGGAGAUGCAUUUGAAGCGUUGUAUUAUUCGAUUAGAAGUCUUGGAACCAAGAUACGACAUAAACACAGCAUGAUAAUGUUUAAGAACAUUAUCCAAGGAAACUCCAUUCGAAAUGUUAUAAUUGACUCAGAUGACAUACGAAAAAUGAGAGUUGAAGACGCAUUCUUGAUGGUUUUAAAGUAUUAUUAUAAUCAUAAUUAUUCUAAUACAAAACUUAUAAAUACAAUUAGCAAAAUGUUUUUUACAGAUUUUAAAUUCUCUGGCGGUCCUCGUGGGACUGAUAUAAUCUUUAAAAUGAUUAUAGUCAUUGCAGGUUGCCUUCACGAACGAAUGCCUAAGGAUGAAACGAAAAUGAAAUCUUUCCAUAAAGUUAUUUUGACUAAAAAUCAACAAAAAUAUUUAGAUUGGACUUUUGAUUUAGUUUCAGGAAUUUUUAAUGUAAUAAUUAUUAACAAUUAUAAAGAAAAAUUUAAUAAUGAGACAGGUUCAUUAGGCAUCUUACGAUUUAUUAUGUGUUGGAUUAAAUCAAACAAAUAUUUAUUACAAUAUGCACAUCGAAACAGGGGUAUUUGUAAGAUUCUAGCAAAUUCAGUUAAUAUGUUCAACGAUCAUCAUAUAGUUGGGACUAAUCUAUACGUUGAACAUCGUCCGGAGCGUCCUUAUUUAUUUCAAGAAGAUAUUUUGGUACGUGAAUUAUUCUAUAUUAAAUAUCGAUUAACUGAUUUUAAUGAUAAGAUUAUCUUUGAGCAUAAAGAUAUUGUUAAUGGCUUAUUAGGUUGUCCAGAAGACUCCUUAAAACUAUCGGUUUACUCUGAAAAUUUAUUAAGAUUAACAGCUAUUAUUUCAAGUAUUAUAAAAUUUUUAUCUAAUAAUAAAUUUGGAAUCGUGUGGAAUCGGGAAUAUAAAAUAUUUAAUUUUGACUUAACAUCAUUUGAGCAAUACGAAAAGAGAAGAGAGACUAUUACAUUGGAUAAAUCCAUUGAUUUAUACCAAAAGGAAAUUCGUCAACAACUUGAUCCAACAACAAAAAUCUUUAGUUUAACUACUCUAAUCGGCGAAUUGAGUCCCAGAAAGAAGAAACGAGGAGAGGGACAACAAGUAAAUGAAGCUGUUUUGGAGAAACGAAGACUUACUGAUAUAUCGUCAUCUCCAGAGAAGGAGUCAACAGAUGAUAAAUGUUCUCAAAGUGGGAUAUGUUUCAUACAGGACAGAUUGUUGUCCAGUGAAGGGAAAGAAGGAGAUUGGCGUAAUCCAAUACCAUUCACUGAUGAUUCUCAUUUCUCAUCACUUAUUGAUGAUGACGAAAUACCUUCACUGAAAUACUCUGAUUAUGACAUUAACGCCAAAGCUUCCUCGAUUCUGGAUAUAGUCGAUUUAAUGAAUGAUUUGUAG
This is a messenger RNA of Maudiozyma barnettii, 2145 nucleotides long. It is a transcript of the gene EST1, whose product is annotated as Est1p. The record is from RefSeq and is a predicted model, not a curated record. Lineage: Eukaryota; Fungi; Ascomycota; Saccharomycetes; Saccharomycetales; Saccharomycetaceae. Gene Ontology annotation, biological process: nuclear-transcribed mRNA catabolic process, nonsense-mediated decay. Gene Ontology annotation, molecular function: protein binding; telomerase RNA binding; telomeric repeat DNA binding. Gene Ontology annotation, cellular component: telomerase holoenzyme complex. The transcript has a single exon. The coding region runs from base 1 to 2145 and encodes 714 amino acids.